This is a messenger RNA of Telopea speciosissima, 576 nucleotides long. RefSeq lists its product as uncharacterized. The coding region runs from base 1 to 576 and encodes 191 amino acids. Lineage: Eukaryota; Viridiplantae; Streptophyta; Magnoliopsida; Proteales; Proteaceae. The record is from RefSeq and is a predicted model, not a curated record. The transcript has a single exon.
AUGAAUGAAUUUUCUCCCAUACUUUUGGCUUCUAUUCCUGUUCUUUCUGGGAACAAUUACAAAAGGUGGGUAGAGGACCUAGAAAUUAAUCUGGGACUGCUUGAGCUUGAUGUGGCUCUUCGAGAAUCAAAACCUGUGGAUCUGACAUAUGCGAGUACUAAUGCUGAGAAAACUAAGAUGGAAAAGUGGGUGACAGCUAAUUGGAAGUGCAUUCUAGUAAUGAAGAAACCCAUUCCUGAGUUGCUGCGUGAAAGUGUUGAAAUGAAAAGUACUGCCACAAAGUUUCUGAAUGAGAUAAAGGCUGUUUUUGAGGUGCAUCAGAAGGCUGAGAAAGGGGAUCUGAUGAAUCAGAUUACGUCGGCUGUAUUCGAUGGUAAUGAUAGUGUCAGAGAACAUUUACUGAAGAUGGCUUCCACCGCAAACAAGUUGAAGGAUCUUGGGAUGCCCAUAGAAGAAGAACUUUUGAUGCACCUUGCACUUAAAUCUCUCCCAAAUGCGUAUGCGAAUAUAAAAUCUACAAACGCUGCGCAAAAGGACAAAUGGACCAUGAAAGAACUGAUACCUAUCUGUGCAUAA